Hylaeus anthracinus is the source of this 2620-nucleotide messenger RNA. RefSeq lists its product as uncharacterized. The transcript is spliced from 5 exons. Bases 375 to 1469 code for a protein of 364 amino acids. The record is from RefSeq and is a predicted model, not a curated record. NCBI's taxonomy places the organism in Eukaryota, Metazoa, Arthropoda, Insecta, Hymenoptera, Colletidae.
CCUUCCAUUGGCAAUCCAACUGUGCUCGUUCCCAACGGGACGGAACUCGACUCAAGCCGGCACCGGACUUGGUUAGUGUUGUUUACUCGCGCGGACAGUUCGCCGCACUGGCACCGUUUCUCUUUGGAGAAUUCGUUUCGAUCCGACAGUACGAUGACUGUCAAUUAAAAAUCGAAGGAGAUUAAUGGCACGCUUGUCCGUGGACAACCGAUGAGAGGCAAAGGGCGUCCGAACGCGAUAUCGAGGAAGAUAUACGAUUCAAUUGAGUAAGCAGACACCUUUCGCGAUUGUAGGAAGCUGAGAACAAAGCAGGACGAAGAGCGAAGAAAGUGUGAAGCCAAGGGAAAGUAGAAGGAAGGGAUGAACGAAUCGAGAUGGGGAAAGCGACAAUUAUCCAUCGAGGCAAUGGCUUCGUCCCUGUAAGUUUGAUUCUCGCCGGUUUAGCGAUAUUCCCCUGUCGGGGAAUCACGACUCAGACCGACCAGGAUACCCACAAACAACGCGAAACGCCUAUGCACAAGGUUCUGCUCACUCAGAAGGGAUACAUACAGUUCCUAAGAUGGGAGUUGCCGGUGCCAGAAAUGACAGAGUUUACGUUUUGCCUGUGGCUACAGUCCAACGACCUCACUCACCCUCAUUCCAUAUUCUCCUAUUCGAAAAACGAGCGCGACCGUCUAGUACGGGCGUGGAUAUCGCCGCACGGGAGGAGCGUCCACCUGGAAAUCGGUGGGAAGGUGGUGUUCGCGACGGCGACCGACAUUCACGAGAAUCGCUGGUACCACGUGUGUCAGAGCUGGGAGAAUCAGGACGGUCUGUACGCUCUGUGGGUCAACGGACAGCUCCGGGUUCAAGGCCACUCGGAAGAGACGGUAGGCCACGUGAUACCCAGCGGAGGCGACAUAGUAGUGGGCCAAGAAUACACAGACUUCGACAAAGGCCUGGAGGACGGCAUCGAGGGGGCGGUUUUGGGCUUCAAUCUCCUCCUAGCCUCGGCCUUCGAUCACCAUACGAAGGGCUCUGAAAAAGAACACUUCCGGAACGUGAUUCCCCUACCCUCUGUUUCCAAUCGCGCCUUGGCCCCCCUUUCCGCUAGAAUACCAACCAAAGUGAUGCAACGCAACGGCGACUACGGAAUGCGCACGAUCUACGCUGUUUUCCCGAUCUACGGUCGACGAGUUCGGCGCUAUACGGUCGACGACGCGUCCUUGCACUCGAGAACUAUCGCCAAAGCGAUCGCUCGAGAAACAAUCGAUCCUCGGCCACCGACUAGAAGGAUCGCAAGGUCUAAGCUGGGAAACCCGCCCCUCGGGCUGCAAUUAGUGAAAUUGUCAUACGUCCGCUGCGAAAUCGGCAGAGGAAGCCCCUUCCUCGGCGGUCCUUUGAUGUUGAUUUCGUGGACCAGAACUCCUGUGCGCGUGUUCGGCGGAGCCAUUCUGAAGAACGUCAACAGCGACUGCGGGAAUUUCUGAGAAACCUGAGAGGCCCGAAGCGUUUCAAGGCUUCGCGAAUCGCCGAGGAAUGGCGAAACGUUCGCUCGACUGUGAUCGAAAUUGCUCCGGAUUGGAGCUGGAAGUCGGUUCCAAAUGUGGGAAAGGCGUUUUGAUAUUGGCGCUGCUAGUCUACUGGAUCGUGUGGCGCGUUAUAGUCGUUUCCGACUAUUUUGGCUAACUAGACCCACUUUCCCGUCGUUUGGGGCCGCUCUAGUUUCUUGUAACUUUCAUGAUGUUGUAGUGUACUUUCUGAGAUAGAAAUAGACCCGUUUGGAUUGAUAGGAGUGUUACAAGAUUUAUCGAAGAGUAACUUAGAGGAAAUGCUGUUUCUAGGGAGGAGAACAGUCAAGAACUCUUUUAGAUUAAAUUAACCCUUUGCGGUCGUACUAAAUGUAGACAUGGGUGUCGUGCUGGUCGGAAUUAAUUUUCGAAGAACGAGCAGUGAUACAUAGUAUGCAUGAUUAUGAAGGACAAACAAGAUUUAUUCAUUCUUUCAUGAACUUUAGAUGUAUGUUUACAUAAUAAUGUGUUUUAAUGUAAUGUUUUUAUGUAAAAAUUAUAUUUUAUGGAUUCCCAUUUUGGAGUAUCGUUUUUGAAAUAUUUUAAGAAGCGAGAAUGCAUAAAUAUAUUUAAACACAAUUCGAAGUAUCAUCGACUAUUUGGUAUUUAUUGGAAUCUGUUACAGAAAAAGUAACAAUAUUCAAUAUUUUUGUCUUUGAAAAAUGUAAUAUGUAGAUACAUAUUUCACCCAAUGAUUCAUAUCGUCUUGUAUAGCUGAUAAUUACUAACAUUCUUAUCACGUAUUUUAGAUCACUUUCUACUAAUUUAUUAUUACACUAAUAUCUUAGAAUCUAUUACUAUUGUCUAAUGGCUUAAAUCUUUUUAAUCUACAAAAUACAAUAUAAGAUUAGUAUGGUUCUUUGCUGUGGUGGCUGAGAGUAGACAUACGACCGGAACGGUAAACAAAUCUUUGGUGGUUAAGAGUGACAUACAACCACAAAGGGUUAAAGGAUGACUGUAUAUCUUGUAUGAUAAAUCAAUUACUGUUUGGCAGUGCCUGUGAUGGUUGAAUCUAUAUUGAUUUUUAACAUUAAUACUACCGAUGUCGAAGCAUAUUUAUCAUGUAUCUU